Molecule: messenger RNA, 1544 nt
Organism: Prorocentrum cordatum
Lineage: Eukaryota; Dinophyceae; Prorocentrales; Prorocentraceae
Source: the annotation of a GenBank genome assembly
UUACGGGAUGCCCUCACGCGCGCGCCCUGGGUGGCGCGCUCGGGGCGCGUGCAAGCGGCAUGGAAGCGAGGCGCUGGGCAGCGUCCAGCGCGCGGACCCUGGCGAGGCGCCUCCGCCGCCAGCGGCGGGAGGAGCUGGGGGGCACGCGCGCGUCGGCGCUGGCCAACCGCGUGCAGACGCUCAGGGUCGCCCUCGCCGAGCACUGGCGGCUGGGCGACGUGCUGGGCUGUCACUUCCCCACGAUGGCGGAGGCGCUCGAGGCGGCUCGGGUUGUGGGGCUGCCGCAGGAGUGCCUUCAGACAGCGGAGGAGGCCCUGGGCGCUGGCAACUGGGCGCGGCACGCGGGGCCGCCCAAUGCUGCCAGGCGCCCGCCUCCCAUGCCGUCGGGGACGAGCGCAGACUUCCUUGAGAAGGUCCUCAAGGUGCAGUCCUUCCCGCUGAACGCGGACGCGGUGGCGUACUGCUGCUGGGCGCCAGGGGACUGGAGCAGGGCGGUGCAGGAGGGCCUUUACGAGGAGGGCGACGCGGAUGCAGUCGUGGAGGAGGGCGCCGAGCAGGCGUACACCAAGAGCGACGUGGACAUCCAGUGCGUGGGCGCGGAACAGGCCGCCGUGAAGGUGGCCAAGGCCGACGUCGGCGCAGUGCAGGAGGGCAGGCUCAUGGUGAACGGGGGCCGCUCUGGAGCCAACCUGGCCGAGGGCACGGGCGAGGCCGGUGCGCCGGCGUACGCCGUCUGCGACUCGGAGGCCGGCUUGGAGGGCGGCGUCGAGGAGAUGAGCAUCGAUAAGGAGGCGGGCGUGGCCAUGCAGCGCGGGUGGUGGGCCGCCAGGGCCAGAGUCUCGCGGGCCUGGCUGGGCACGAAGGCCUCGGAGAGCAAAGACAUGGCGGAGCUCGAGGCGCAGGGCGUCGAGGGCUUCGCGGCGUCCGAAGGCAAGGGCAUCGACGAGCAGAAGGUGCGGUGCUUGCUGACGGGCAAGGAGAUGAGCAACGAGAAGGAGGCGGGCGUGGCCAUGCAGCGCGGGUGGUGGGCCGCCAGGGCCAGAAUCUCGCGGGCUUGGCUGGGCACGAAGGCCUCGGAGAGCAACGACUUGGCGGAGCUCGAGGCGCAGGGCGUCGAGGGCUUCGCGGCGUCCGAAGGCAAGGGCAUCGACACCCAGAAUGUGCGGUGCUUGCUGACGGGCAAGGUGAGUGAGUGAGUUAGGCGUGCAGUUGCAUUUCUUGUUUGCCUCGCCGUGCCGCUCGGGGCUGUGCAAGCAUGUUUGGGGCGUCGCCCGUCGCGUGUCUGCACGGUUGUAUAUAUUCCAGCGCUUCGCGCUGAUGCCCCUCGACGGGGGUCUGAGCUGACAGGCCGAGCGGUGCCUCGGGGCCGAUGUGCCCUGGUGGCAGCCUUCUGCGGCUCGUCUGGGCUCUCGGGAUCCCUUGUGGCCCGCCCCCUGUCUUGGGACGGCCCCUUGUGGCUUUGGCCCCUCAGUGGGGCCUGUGCCCUUUGUGGGCUUUCUUUAGCCUUUAUAGGCCCCGCGCUAACAGACACAGACACAGACACA